GAGGCAGCGCCGUGCACAGGGAGAGCUGCCCGUGGCAGGAGACGGCUCCAGCAUGGACGCGCUGCCCAUCUACCAUGGGGGCAUCACCCGUGAAGCGGGGGAGAAGCUGCUGCUGGCGGCGGGCACUGAUGGCAGCUACCUGCUGCGGGACAGCGAGAGCAUCCCGGGAGUCUACUGCCUCUGCGUGCUGCAUCAGGGUUACGUUUAUACCUACAGAGUGUCCAAGACAGAAACUGGGUCCUGGAGUGCUGAGACAGCGCCCGGGGUCCACCGGAGGCUCUUUCGGAAAGUGCACAACCUCAUUUCGGCCUUCCAGAAACCUGACCAAGGCAUCAUAACGCCCCUGCAGCACCCAGUCAUCAACCAUGCGAAAGCCAAAUACCCCCCAGGGCAAAACGAAGGCCAUGACUUCCACCUGCAGGCAUCAUGAAGACGUUUCCCCAGCUUGGAAGGAACCGUUUCCUAAGAGGUAAAGAGGCUUUUUCCAGAAACACCAGGCUACAGGCUCAGGAGAACAAACCAGCACGAAUUCCAGCAGCCGGCCAAGCCGGGUGUCCGUAUCUGCUUGUAGGAUACUUCCACGGGGAGCCGCUUCAGCAGCACGGUUAAAAACCC
Molecule: messenger RNA, 615 nt
Organism: Egretta garzetta (little egret)
Lineage: Eukaryota; Metazoa; Chordata; Aves; Pelecaniformes; Ardeidae
Gene: SH2D1A
Product: SH2 domain containing 1A
Exons: 5
Coding region: 53-430 (125 amino acids)
Source: RefSeq, a predicted model, not a curated record